CGGAGGGGCGCGGAGCGGGGCGGCUCGGGGCCAAGAGAGAGCCGCGGCCGGGAGCCCGCGGGCUCCUGACAACCUCCUCCCCUCGGCGGACGACGACCACGGCGACUAGGGCGCCGGUCAUGGCGGAGCAGCAAACCCGGCGCGGACCCUAGGCACCACCGCAUGGAGCGGGACGAACCGCCGCCUAGCGGAGGGGGAGGCGGCGGGGGCUCGGCGGGGUUCCUGGAGCCGCCCGCCGCGCUCCCUCCGCCGCCGCGCAACGGUUUCUGUCAGGAUGAAUUGGCAGAGCUUGACCCAGGCACUAAUGAGGAAACUGACAGUUUAACACUUGGCCAAGGUCACACAGCUGUUUCUGUUUCAGAUGAUCGGGCUGAACAACGAACCUGUCUCAUUUGUGGGGACCGCGCUACAGGCUUGCACUAUGGGAUCAUCUCCUGUGAGGGCUGCAAAGGGUUUUUCAAGCGGAGCAUUUGCAACAAACGGGUAUAUCGAUGCAGUCGUGACAAGAACUGUGUCAUGUCUCGGAAGCAGAGGAACAGGUGCCAGUACUGCCGCCUGCUCAAAUGCCUCCAGAUGGGGAUGAACCGGAAGGCUAUCAGAGAAGAUGGCAUGCCUGGAGGCCGGAAUAAGAGCAUUGGGCCAGUCCAGAUAUCAGAAGAAGAAAUCGAAAGGAUCAUGUCUGGGCAGGAGUUUGAGGAAGAGGCCAAUCACUGGAGCAACCAUGGUGAUAGUGACCACAGUUCCCCUGGGAAUAGGGCUUCGGAGAGCAACCAGCCCUCACCAGGCUCCACACUGUCUUCCAGUAGGUCUGUGGAACUGAAUGGAUUCAUGGCCUUCAGGGAACAGUACAUGGGAAUGUCUGUGCCUCCACAUUACCAAUAUAUACCGCACCUUUUUAGCUAUUCUGGCCACUCACCACUUCUGCCCCAACAAGCUCGCAGCCUGGAUCCCCAGUCAUACAGUCUGAUUCACCAGCUGUUAUCAGCCGAGGACCUGGAACCAUUGGGCACGCCCAUGUUGAUCGAAGAUGGAUACGCUGUGACACAGGCAGAACUAUUUGCCCUGCUUUGCCGCCUGGCCGACGAGCUGCUCUUUAGGCAGAUUGCCUGGAUCAAGAAACUGCCUUUCUUCUGCGAGCUCUCAAUCAAGGAUUACACGUGCCUCUUGAGCUCUACGUGGCAGGAGCUAAUCCUGCUGUCUUCCCUCACCGUUUACAGCAAGCAGAUCUUUGGGGAACUGGCUGAUGUCACUGCCAAGUACUCGCCCUCCGAUGAAGAACUACACAGAUUUAGUGAUGAAGGGAUGGAGGUGAUCGAGCGGCUCAUCUACCUCUAUCACAAGUUCCAUCAGCUAAAGGUCAGCAACGAGGAGUAUGCUUGCAUGAAAGCAAUUAACUUCCUAAAUCAAGAUAUCAGGGGUCUGACCAGUGCCUCACAGCUGGAACAAUUGAAUAAACGAUACUGGUACAUUUGCCAGGAUUUUACUGAAUAUAAAUACACACAUCAGCCGAACCGCUUUCCUGAUCUCAUGAUGUGCUUACCUGAGAUUCGAUAUAUUGCAGGAAAGAUGGUGAAUGUGCCCCUGGAGCAGCUGCCCCUCCUCUUUAAGGUGGUGCUGCAUUCCUGCAAGACCAGUGUGGGCAAGGAAUGACCUGUUCCAGGCGCCCUCCUCAGGCCAACCACAGCGUCUUGGGUGGGCAGGACAGGCUCUGGAGGGAAAAGCCAGAGAGACCAAGAUGGAGGCUGUGGAGCAGCAUUUCCCGUUGCCUCCAUAGCAAGAAGAGUUUUUGUUUGUCUGUUUUUUUAACCUCAUUUUUCUAUAUAUUUAUUUCACGACAGAGUUGAAUGUAUGGCCUUCAACAUGAUGCACAUGCUUUUGUGUGAAUGCAGCCAAUGCAUUUUCUUACAGUUUACAGAAUGUGAAGAUGUUUAAUGUUACAGUGUUGUCAUUGUUUAGAAAUAGUUCUUUUGUAUUUUGAGGGAGAGGGUGGGAUGGGGCUAAGAUGACUAUUUCCAUAAUGUUGACAAAGAUGACUACCUCGAUGGAAAUGGGGGGUGUGGCCAUCCCUACUUUUUCCACAUUUUCUCAGCAGACUCAUACAUUUGUCUGUCAGAGAGCAAAUUGCCUUUUUUAGCCACAGAAUUGCCACAUAAAACGGCACACUGUAAGGGGGCAAAGUGUUGUUAGGAGAUUCACUAAGCAAGGUUGGUGAGACAGCAACAGGGCAGGAGGUGAGGAUUGAGCCAUGUCCUUUCCUUGGAAAGCGUGAAAAUUAAGAGAGUAGGGCACAGUGACCAUGUUUAAGGCAGGUGUCCUUCCACCCAACAAGUCCUAAGGGCAGAAGAAUUUCUGUUCUCACACCUUGCUGCCCCCCUUACCCCUGCACCACCAUCAUUGUCUACCACUGCGAACUUUCCAUCUGGGCAAAGUCCUGGCAAUCACUUGAUCCACAGGACUCGCCUCCCAGAUCCCUCGGGGCCCCCAGCUACCUAGUUUCCUUACCUGGAUCUCCUGAGGCCCACCUUCCUCCUUCCCACUCCCUUACACAUUUGACUUCCUAUUGGCCCUUUGAAAAACCAGCUGAGCAGAAUGCCAUGUUCUGAAGCCUGGUGCCCACUACUGAUUUAUUCUCCUUUCACCUUGUUUUCUUCAAAGGGUAGUAGGGCAAGGCCAGACUGCAAAAAGAAUAGACACUCCCCUUUUGAAAUCUGUUCCUCUCCCCUCCCCUUCCUACCGCACCCUCAGGUCUAAAUCCGAAAACUUCAGGCUUUUUUAAACAGUGAGAAGGACCAUUCACCUGUCUGCUGACCAGAAAUGUUGCCCCUAAGUUCUUCUCCAAGUUCUCCUUUUCUCUCCAGAGUGAGACCAGUUUUCCUCAGGGACCCAGGACACAAAGCCCAAGGCCCAGAGUGGCUCAGCUGCCCCUUACUUCAGCAGUGGACUGGCCAGCCAAGGCCUGGAGGGCUGGAGCCAGAAGCACCUGGAAGGGAAGGGGGGCUUUAAACUACCUCAGGUUCCUAAUGGCCCGGCUGCUACCUCUGCAGACAUGGCCUGGACUCCUUGAUCUCUCACUACCUGCCCCACCUCAUCCCAGGACGUGUUCCUUACCCUCUUGACUUUGGCCAGCGCCACACCAGGUCUGUCUUUGAACUCUUUCAGGUGCUUUUUCCCUUUUCGCCUUAAUGUAGCAGUUGUCCUGCCUACACCCAGGUAUCUUUCACAGCCAGUGUGGCAAGCAGACCACUUAGUUGGCUGCAUGCCUGGGUAGGUUGGAAGGGCCCACGGCACCUUCUUCUGCCUAUUUAGUCAAAGGCUGUUUGCUCUCUCCCCAACUCAACCUAGUAAAGCUACCUAGGAGGGCACCACGUCGUGUGCAUACUGGGUAGUCCAUGUCUGAUUGUAAUUGUUUCUUUCUGGUGAAAUGUUACGGGUACCAGCAGAGUGAUGAUUUUGGCCCUUGAUGGAUCUAAAACUCGGAACAUCACUCCUCAAUGCUGUUUCCCCAGUUGCUCUGAGAAGGAAGAGACAUGUUCCUCAGGAAAAGCUCCAGCUAGCAUGUUUUUCACGUCAGUGGGAAGAUUCUUGUGUGUUCGUGUGUAUCUGUUUAUUUCUAAGUUCACGAUACUUGUUCCCCUGAAUUUUAUUUAACCAACUAGAUCAUAUUCUUUGGCCACAGGUCAGACUCUGAGCUGCUUUCCUCCAGAUCGGGAAGGAGACACAUAUCACAGAUGCCUUCUCUAAGACAGCUCCUGUGUACAGCAUCGUUCUUUGCUGAGGCCUCCAUCUGUCCAAUUAUUAUUUUUGAAAUUGCUUUUCAAAUUAAACAUUUUACCCGUUGUGUUGGGUGUCAAAAGAAAUUGCUCUCUGAUGAGGCAAGAACAUGUCUCUCCAACAACGUAGUAUUGAACAGAGCAAGUUGUUAAUUUGUGGAGUAGGGGAAAGGUUCUGCAAGUUGCCAUUGUACAAAUCCAGUUUUACAAAUGUUUGCAGCAGAUUCCACAGAACAAAGAGCCCAUUCAUUGCCGAGAGCCCUGCAGAAUCUCUGAGCCAAGUGGCCGUGUGUUCCGAGCCGGAGCCUGACCUGUGGACCGUCUUUAAUGUCUUCUGCACCAGUCCUUUUAUGACGUGGGCUUUUUUUAAACAGGGUAAAGUGAAUGUGUUGCAUUGCAAACUCAGGUAUUAUGAGGAGAAGGUAGGAGUGUAGCUAGCAGCGUGGAGACAUUAGGUCAGCCACUAGAUGUAUUUGUGAAUUUGGUUUGAAGGACACGGAGAAAGGUUGGAGGGGGAGGUUUGAUAUGUUUGUUUUUUGCUUUCUUCCCCAUAAUGUUUGGUUAACAGGUAGCCUUUUUGCUAGUGGAAGGAGAGAAAAGUUGUGCAUGUUUUCUCUAAUUUCUCUUUCUGCCCUCUCUCUGAUCCCCAACCACCAAAAGCACUCACUUUGAGUGAGGAUUUUUUUUUUUUUUUUUUUUGAGGUGGAGUCUCGCUCUGUCGCUCAGGCUGGAGUGCAGUGGCGCGAUCUUGGCUCACUGCAAGCUCCGCCUCCCGGGUUCAUGCCAUUCUCCUGCCUCAGCCUCCUGAGUAGCUGGGACUACAGGCGCCCGCCACCACGCCUGGCUAACUUUUUUUGUAUUUUUAGUAGAAACAGUGUUUCACCACGUUAGCCAGGAUGGUCUCGAUCUCCUGACCUCGUGAUCCGCCUGCCUCGGCCUCCCAAAGUGCUGGGAUUACAGGCGUGAGCCACUGCGCCCAGCCGAGUGAGAAUUUAUGCCAUAAAAAUACGACUCUGAAAGCUACAUGGAAAAGGAGAAUCCCACCUCCUUGCACUACAUUGAAACAUGCAAGCCUUUCCCUCCCUCUCCUUUUUGAUGUUUUCUUCUCCCAAGACAAAAGUUUGGCAUCUUGGAACUUAUUCAUGCUCUCUGGCUGCCUUUGUAGACUUUUGGAGUCCUUUGCAAGGUUUGGUGGUCUCGUCCUUAAUCUGGAGAAAUUCCCCAGAAUCUGUCUCAAAGCGCUCAACCUGGCUCAGAGGACACCCAGCCCCUAUGCCCCACUCACAAGAGAGGUGGGCAAGCCCCCAGGGAUAGGAGGAAGUAAGCAGGAUCCUCCCUGUCCUGUUUCCCAGAACCAGAGCAAGGAAUGGGGAAUCCUAAGGGUUUCUGUGGCAUCACUGAAUGUCACCCACUCCACAUCAACCUGCCUCUCACCUUGCCACCCUUUUUCAGGGAGGUGAGUACCUGCCAUGGUCACUGUUACCAGAUCCUUAAAAUCCUGGGCUCUGAGCUAGGUGCAUUGCUCUGUUACCCAUUUCCUACAUUUGUUUGUUUGUUCUUGAUUUCCUGGGGGAAUGGGACUGAUGAAGACAGACAAACCCACUGUGGGCAGCAUCUAAGCCAUGUCCAAGGUUGGUCGAAUUAAGGGAACCCUGGCCUCUCAGCAGGACAGAAAGCUGAGCUGUGGUUCCAGGCCCUCCUCUCUGGGCCCCUGGUGUGUAUCUUUUUUCCUUGUUGCUUUUGAAAUUUUUGCAAUUAUUUUAAGAAUCCAGUCUUUCAGACCAGCCCUUUUAUUAAGCUUUGAAUGUUUUAAUUGAUUUUUUUAAAGUAAAAAAAAAAAAAACCCAAAAAACAAACAAAAUUUAACAAAAAAAUCCGCUACUCUUACUCCCCUGCCUCCCCCUACCCCAGCCCAUGAGAGUUCCCUUGCACUCCCCUCUGCCUUUGCAACUGAUCAUCCUCCCUUUCUCCUUGGCUUGAAGCAUCUAUGUCCAGUAUCUGUGAAAUGAUGUUUUAUCUGUGUGUCAGGAUGAGAAACGGCAGUCAUUCCACCAAGUGUUGGAAACUGGUUAGCCUGGAGACAAGGGUUUCUGGGGCCACAGCUCAGGGAUGUGUAUUUAAUUACAGGAUCCCCAGAAACUCCUCUCUAGGCUGCCACAGCAACAUUUUUUCUGGGCUUGGGAGCCAUACCUGAACUGUUUCCUCCAAGGCGGGAACUCCAGAGAGCCUGCCAAAUCUGGAGCAAGCUGGGGCUUCUGCUUUGGCCAGACCUGGGCCACCAUGAGACUUGAAGGCUUCUAGCUGUCCUACGACACGAGCCACGGUGGCCCUGCCUCUCCCCGCUCAUAGAAGCCUGGUCCCUCUGUCUAGCCCAGUUCCCAUCUAGCAUCCGUCUUCUGGGCCUGAAGCCCUAAAUGGACCACAGCCUGCACAGGAAUCAACUGUAGGCUCAAAGGGAGGCGGUGAGUAAGGUCAGAGCCUGCUCCAAGCCCAAGAACAAAAGUUGUGUUACGGGUGGAGGCCAGUCCCCCAGAUCUAGCCCUGCCGUCUUUGCCCUUUAAUGACCAUUGUUUUCUUUCUCUAAAAUGUCUUGUAAUAGGUGUUAAUGUUGUUGAUUCAAAUUUCCAUGAAAAAGAAAAAAAAAACUACCUCUUAAGCGACAUCCUGAUCGAUCCCUCUCUGAGGAAUCCUGUGGGAAAAGAAUACUGUAGCUCCUGCUCUGUUUACAUGUUUCUGUCGGGAAAGAAGCCCCGCCUGCCCUGGGGUGUUGGUGUUUUUGUCUGUGUUGCCAUCCCAGGUCUGCCAUAGGGGCUGGUGGCUGCAUUGUGAUGUCUGGGCUGUGUCUGGGGAUUCCUUCCCACCUACCCAGCCAGGGACUAGUCACCCCCCUGAAGAGGCCUCCAUUUCCUUCCUGUGCUCCAGGGCAUAGGGAGCACCACUCCCACAGACACCACCUUUAAGGGCUCUAGUGGCACACACAUCCACGAGCCUACCCCCAGGUUAUCUGCCCUAGGUCCACCUCCACCCACAGUCCUGUGUGUAGGAAUCGAGGAAACGGGAUGUCCCUGAGCCCUUGUCCCCAAAGGGCCGGCCAAGGGCUGCCCGCCAGCCUGACUCCAUCAACCCUGCAUGACCAAAUGAUAGCUGGCGGGCUCUGCAGGCUACCCAGGCCCUCUGCUACCUCCCACCCUGCCAGCUGGCAAGGGAUGGGCCCUGUUCUGUGAAUUGACUACCUGUGGAAAUGUGACCAAUUAGUGUGAAAUGCAUGUUUAGCAAGUGUUAGGUACUGUAUUUGAACCAAUAAAUGUGAAUCCUUCUGCACAUGGCA
Messenger RNA from Gorilla gorilla gorilla (western lowland gorilla), 7098 nucleotides. It is a transcript of the gene NR6A1, whose product is annotated as nuclear receptor subfamily 6 group A member 1. The record is from RefSeq and is a predicted model, not a curated record. Gene Ontology annotation, molecular function: sequence-specific DNA binding; DNA-binding transcription factor activity; zinc ion binding. The coding region runs from base 163 to 1650 and encodes 495 amino acids. Gene Ontology annotation, biological process: regulation of DNA-templated transcription. NCBI's taxonomy places the organism in Eukaryota, Metazoa, Chordata, Mammalia, Primates, Hominidae. The transcript has 11 exons.